Messenger RNA from Sphenostylis stenocarpa, 1086 nucleotides. NCBI's taxonomy places the organism in Eukaryota, Viridiplantae, Streptophyta, Magnoliopsida, Fabales, Fabaceae. The record is from the annotation of a GenBank genome assembly.
AUGAUGAAUACUCAAGGCCAACUUAUGGAUCUCAUACUAUCCUCAUAUACCACUCUCAUUGCUCUCCUACUCUUCGCUCCCCUGGGGGUUAUGGGUGCCACUUUCACAUUCGUUAACCGAUGCGAUUACACAGUCUGGCCAGGCAUUCUUGCAAAUGCCGGUAGCCCACCUCUCCAAAGCACCGGCUUUGAGCUGCCCAAGGACACUUCUCGCGCUUUCCAAGCCCCCACCGGCUGGUCCGGCCGUUUCUGGGCCAGAACCGGUUGCACAUUCGACGGAUCCGGCUCCGGCUCCGGCUCAUGCCUCACAGGCGACUGCGGUUCCGGUCAAGUUGAAUGCAACGGCGCCGGAGCUGCCCCACCGGCCACCCUCGCCGAGUUUACGCUUGGCACCGGAGGCCAAGACUUCUACGAUGUCAGCCUCGUCGACGGCUACAACCUUCCCAUGAUCGUGGAGGGCACUGGCGGGUCGGGUCUCUGUGCCUCCACGGGCUGCACAUCGGAUCUGAACCAACAAUGCCCGGCGGAGCUGAGAGCCUCGGAGGGAAGCGCGUGCAAGAGUGCGUGCGAGGCUUUUGGUAGCCCCGAAUACUGCUGCAGUGGCGCGUAUGGCUCACCCGCUACCUGUAGGCCCUCCAUUUACUCGGAGAUGUUCAAGGCUGCUUGCCCCAGAUCGUAUAGCUACGCCUACGAUGACGCCACCAGUACGUUUACGUGUACCGGCGCCGAUUAUACUGUUACCUUCUGUCCAUCCUCUCCGAGUCAGAAAUCUUCACGAGAUACCACCAACCCCAUGCCCUCAACAUCAUCAUCAUCAUCACAAACGUCAGGGACAGUGACAGGAACAGAAGCAGGAACAGAAAUAGGAUCCGAAGGAGGAGCAUUGGUAUACUCGGGUGCAGACAACGGCGUUGUGUAUAACUCCGUUACGGAUUCCGGGUCAAGUUCAGGAUCCGGAGGAGAAACAAUGCUUGCAGAUGGGUCAUAUUUAGCUGGAUUGGCCGUGGGCGACUCUUCUCCCAGAAGAACAGUUUCCAUGGCGUUUGUGUACUCGGCUAGCUUUUUGCUUAUUUUCACCUUGCUUUAG